Molecule: messenger RNA, 305 nt
Organism: Saccostrea cuccullata (small rock oyster)
Lineage: Eukaryota; Metazoa; Mollusca; Bivalvia; Ostreida; Ostreidae
Product: mediator of RNA polymerase II transcription subunit 11-like
Exons: 2
Coding region: 6-290 (94 amino acids)
Biological process (GO): regulation of transcription by RNA polymerase II
Cellular component (GO): mediator complex
Molecular function (GO): transcription coregulator activity
Source: RefSeq, a predicted model, not a curated record
CAAAAAUGGCUGGAAGUUCAUCAGCACCAUCGUCAACUGUUGAGCGAUUGAAACAACUAGAGGCGGUUGAGGGUGAUAUAGUCAAUGCUAUUCAGAGUGCAGGAUCUGCUCUUCAAGAGUUAUCGAAAGACAAACCAGUGAUGAAAAAUGUUGAAUCUCACACCACUACUUUCAUCAAAACCCUAGUAGAUGUAGAGAAGAAGUUAACAGGACAUAUCAACUACCUAACACAAGUUUCUACAGGUAAAUUUGCUUCAGUUUUAGUACACAGUAAGCAUGAAAGAGGCUGACAUCAUAGGAACGUU